Molecule: messenger RNA, 1288 nt
Organism: Triticum dicoccoides
Lineage: Eukaryota; Viridiplantae; Streptophyta; Magnoliopsida; Poales; Poaceae
Product: ER lumen protein-retaining receptor erd-2.2-like
Exons: 6
Coding region: 151-969 (272 amino acids)
Biological process (GO): protein retention in ER lumen
Cellular component (GO): membrane
Molecular function (GO): ER lumen protein retrieval receptor activity
Source: RefSeq, a predicted model, not a curated record
CCCCUCUCCUCCUCCUUUCCCCUGUAGCCUCCAAAAAUAACUCACGCGUACGAACGCCGCCGCAGCGAAGGCAGGGUGGAAAAAUAAACGAAAAAAAGGAAAUAAAUCCCGUGUUCUCCGAUCGGAGGAGGCGACGGGCGACGGGCGACGAUGAGGGCGUCGAAGCGGCCGCUCGGCGUGGUGAUGGCGUGGGUGCGGCGGCAGCCGCCCAAGGUCAAGGCCUUCCUCGCCGUGGUCACCGGCAUGGCCGCGCUUGUCUUCAUCCGCUUCAUCGUCCACGACCACGACAACCUCUUCGUCGCCGCCGAGGCCGUGCACGCGCUCGGCAUCGCCGUGCUCAUCUACAAGCUCACCAAGGAGAGGACCUGCGCCGGACUAUCCCUUAAGACCCAGGAUUUAACUGCAUUGUUUCUAGCUGUUAGACUAUACUGCAGCUUUGUCAUGGAAUAUGACAUCCAUACAGUGUUAGAUACUGCUACACUUGUGGCUACACUUUUUGUUAUCUACAUGAUUCGGUUCAAACUUAGGUCAACUUAUAUGCUGGACAAGGACAACUUUGCAUUGUACUAUGUGGUGAUACCUUGUGCUGUGUUGGCGCUGCUAGUUCAUCCUUCAACGUCUCACAACAUCGCAAACCGAUUUAGCUGGGCGUUCUGUGUUUACCUGGAAGCCGUCUCAGUGCUGCCACAACUGCGUUUGAUGCAAAAUACCAAGAUUGUGGAACCGUUCACAUCUCACUAUGUGUUUGCGCUGGGGGUUGCGAGGUUUCUUAGCUGCGCCCACUGGGUUCUCCAGGUAUUGGACACUCGUGGGCGCCUGUUGACUGCGCUGGGCUACGGGUUGUGGCCGUCGAUGGUUCUCCUGUCAGAAAUCGUGCAGACCUUCAUCCUCGCAGACUUCUGCUACUACUAUGUCAAGAGUCUGGUCGGCGGGCAGCUGGUGCUACGGCUACCCUCUGGGGUGGUGUAGGAGGAGGAUCUGCAGCGGGAGGAAGGACGACUGGUUGGUUCGCCCAUGAGGCGUGCCCGAGACCGGAGCCGUCUUAGCCCAGAUAUAUUAUUCAGUUACAGCUUACAAUUUGCCAUUAGUGAGAAAAUCGCAGCAGCAGACAUAUAGGCUUGUCGGUGUGUGUGACUGGUAACAGCAGCGUAUGUAUGACCUAACCUGAGAGUAACUUUAGCUUCCGGUAUGUUUGUUUGUCGCCUCUAUUUUAGAAGAAAAAAAAGGCGAAGCCGAUGAUAGCUUUGAUGUGAUGCAGAGCCCUCGUUUCUUCGAACCUGGCAAAUUA